Molecule: messenger RNA, 5242 nt
Organism: Salvelinus namaycush (lake trout)
Lineage: Eukaryota; Metazoa; Chordata; Actinopteri; Salmoniformes; Salmonidae
Product: unconventional myosin-Va-like
Exons: 35
Biological process (GO): actin filament organization; vesicle transport along actin filament
Cellular component (GO): vesicle; actin cytoskeleton; myosin complex
Molecular function (GO): microfilament motor activity; ATP binding; actin filament binding
Source: RefSeq, a predicted model, not a curated record
UUCUCACUGCUAGGCAUCAACGAGUUGAACCAGAAGGGGCUGUUCCAGGUCCUGGCUGCCAUCUUACAUCUGGGCAACGUGGAGAUCAAGGACCGAGACUCUGACAGCAGCAUCAUACCUCCCAAUAACCGCCACCUGACGGUGUUCUGUGAGCUGAUGGGCGUGACCUACCAGGACAUGUCUCAUUGGCUGUGCCACAAGAAGCUGAAGACAGCCCAGGAGACCUACAUCAAGCCCAUCCCUCGGCUGCAAGCCUCCAAUGCCCGCGACGCGCUCGCCAAACACAUCUACGCCAAAGUCUUCAACUGGAUCGUGGACCAUGUCAACAAAUCUCUGCGCGCCACCGUCAAACAGCACUCCUUCAUAGGAGUCCUGGAUAUCUAUGGGUUUGAGACGUUUGAGAUCAACAGUUUUGAACAGUUCUGUAUCAACUAUGCUAACGAGAAACUGCAACAGCAGUUUAACAUGCAUGUGUUCAAGCUGGAGCAGGAGGAGUAUUUGAAGGAGCAGAUUCCCUGGACUCUGAUAGACUUCUAUGAUAACCAGCCAUGUAUCAACCUCAUAGAGGCCAAGAUGGGGGUACUAGACCUGCUGGACGAAGAGUGCAAGAUGCCUAAAGGUUCAGAUGACUCGUGGGCCCAGAAGCUGUAUAACACCCAUCUGAAGACCUGCUCUCUGUUUGAGAAACCUCGCAUGUCCAACAAAGCCUUCAUCAUACAGCACUUCGCUGACAAGGUGCAGUACCAGUGUGAUGGCUUUCUGGAGAAGAACAAGGACACAGUGAAUGAAGAGCAGAUCAAUGUCCUGAAGGCCAGCAAGUUGGACCUGCUAGUGGAGCUGUUUCAGGAUGAGGAGAAAGUGACCAGUCCGACAGGGACCGCUCCAGGAGGUCGAACACGACUCAGUGUCAAACCAAAACAGAUCAGAUCUGCUGGAGCAAGCAGCAAGGAGCACAAGAAGACUGUUGGCUGCCAGUUCCGGAACUCUCUGGCUAUGUUGAUGGAGACUCUGAAUGCGACCACUCCUCACUAUGUUCGCUGCAUCAAGCCCAACGACCUCAAGUUCCCCUUCACGUUUGACCCUAAGCGAGCGGUGCAGCAGCUCAGAGCCUGUGGUGUUCUGGAAACCAUCCGCAUCUCAGCCGCAGGCUUCCCAUCCAGGUGGACCUACCAGGAGUUCUUCAGUCGUUACCGGGUUCUGAUGAAGCAGAAGGACGUCCUGUCGGACAGGAGGCUGACCUGUAGGAAUGUCCUGGAGAAACUGGUGCAGGACCAGGACAAGUACCAGUUUGGUAAGACGAAGAUCUUCUUCAGGGCUGGUCAGGUUGCCUACCUGGAGAAGCUGAGAGCUGAUAAGCUGAGGAAGGCGUGCGUCCGCAUCCAGAAGACCAUCCGCUGCUGGCUGGUACGCAAGAAGUACCUCCGCAAGAAGCAUGCUGCCAUCACCAUCCAGAGAUACACCCGCGGACACCAGGCCCGCUGUCUGGUCAAGUACAUGCGUCAGACCCUGGCAGCCAUCACUAUCCAGAAGUUCCAGAGGAUGUGUGUUCAGAGGAAACUGUACCUACAGAAGCAGGCUGCUGCCCUGGUCAUGCAGACUAUCCUCAGAGCAUACAUGGCCCGACAGAAAUACCAAGGGUUGCUGCGUAACCACAAAGCUGUGUUCAUCCAGAAACACGUGCGUGGCUGGCUGGCCAGACAGCGGUACAAGCGAUCCCUGCGAGCCAUCGUCUAUCUGCAGUGCUGCAUCAGGAGGAUGAAGGCCAAGAAAGAGCUGAAGAAGCUGAAAAUCGAGGCCCGCUCCGUUGAACAUUUCAAGAAACUUAACGUUGGCAUGGAGAAUAAGAUCAUGCAGCUGCAGAGGAGGUUAGAUGAACAGGCUAAAGACAACCGUGUGACUAGCGAGCGGCUGAGCUGUCUGGAGACGUCCCACGCGGUGGAGAGUGACAAGCUGAAGGUAGAGGUGUCUAAGCUGAAGGGGAUAGAAGAGGAAGCCAAGAACAACGCCAACCGUGUCACUUCCCUUCUGGAGGAGCUGGAGAGGCUGAGGAAGGAGCUGACCACCACCCAGAAAGAGAAGAAGACCAUAGAGGACUGGGCUACCAAGUACAGGGAUGAGAUGGAAAAGAUGGUAGCAGAGCUGAAGCAGCAGAAUGGUCUGCUGAAGACCGAGAAAGACGACCUGAACCGAAUGAUCAAGGAACAGAGCCAGCAGAUGACAGAGAAAAUGACUCGUGCAUUAGCGGAGGAGACUCAGCAGUUGGAGAGCGAUCUGAACGAGGAGAGGUCUCGCUACCAGAACCUCCUUACAGAACACCUGAGACUGGAGGAACGCUACGACGACCUCAAGGAAGAAAUCACUCUCUCUGUGAGCGUGCCCAAGCCCGGCCACAGGAGAACAGACUCCACCCACAGCAGCAACGGAUCAGAGUGCACCUACAACUCCGAGUUCGCCGAAUCAGAAGAAAGUUCCCGACAUGGAGAAGAUGUGACCCGGGGCAUGGACACGUCUCUGACUCUGAAGCUGCAGAAGCGCGUGACCGAGCUGGAGCAGGAGAAAUCCUCUCUCCGCAACGAGCUAGAAAACAAGGAGGAGCAGUUCCAGCGGGCUAGAGUCAGGGAUGAUGAGGAGCAUAAGAAAUCACGUGGAGCAGAACUGGAGUACGAGUCUCUCAAGCGCCAGGAGCUGGAUUCCGAGAACAAGAAGUUGAAGCACGACCUGACCGCAAUGAGGCAGAGCCUGCUGGGUAAUGCAGGCGCUGGGGCGGGGGCACCAGGAAGUCCACCCUACAAAGUUCUCAUGGACCAACUGAACUCCUCGUGCGAGGAGCUGGAGGUGCGGAAAGAGGAGGUGCUGAUUCUACGAUCUCAACUGGUCUCACAGAAGGAGGCCAUGCAGCACAAGGAGACAAUGACAGAGCCAGUGCACUAUGCAGAGGAUGUCCAUAAGAUGAAGGACUCUGGUGCAAUCACUCAGGCUUAUCUAGGACUCAAAGAGACCAACAGAUCUCCCAGGUUCUUGCAUAAACCACUAGAAGCCAAUGAGCUCCUAAAUCGGCUCAGAUCCCCCACUGCUGACUUCCAUAGGCUGAAUGAGGACGGAGAGCUGUGGCUGGUAUAUGAAGGGUUAAAGGAGACCAACAGACUGUUGGAGGGCCAGAUGCAGCAGCAGCGGCGUAGCUAUGACAACGAGGUAGAGGUGUUGCGAGGGGAGUUACAGAGUGUUAAAGAGGAGAAUAACCGUCAACAACAGCUGCUGGCCCAGAACCUGCAGCUCCCACCAGAGGCACGCAUAGAGGCUAGUCUACAGCAUGAGAUCACACGACUCACCAAUGAAAACCUGAUGCUGAGGACCGAGGAUCCAACAGCAUAUCGCAGCGCCAAAGUCAACAUAUUACGACGGAUGGUUGACCUCAUGGAACAGCUGGAGAAGCAGGAUAAAACUAUCCGUAAGCUUAAGAAACAGCUGAAGGUGUUCUCGAAGAAGAUUGGAGAAAUGGGAGCUGGCCAUGUUGAGACUAUAUCUCCGGGUCAGAUGGUUGAAGAGACGGUCCGUCCGGUGAACAUUCCUCGUCGCGAGAAAGACUUCCAGGGAAUGUUGGAGUACAAGAAGGAGGAUGAGCUGAAACUGGUUAAGAACCUCAUACUGGAGUUGAAGCCUCGUGGUGUAGCGGUAAAUCUGAUCCCAGGCCUGCCAGCCUACAUCCUCUUCAUGUGUCUGAGGCAUGCUGACUAUGUCAACGAUGACCAGAAGGUCAGGACGCUGCUCACAUCCACCAUCAACAGCAUCAAGAAGAUACUCAAGAAACGGGGGGAUGACUUUGAGACGGUCUCCUUCUGGCUGUCCAACACCUGCCGCUUCCUACACUGUCUCAAACAGUACAGCGGUGAUGAGUCGUUUAUGAAGCACAACACUCCUAAGCAGAAUGAUCACUGCCUGUCUAACUUUGACCUGGCUGAGUACCGUCAGGUCCUCAGUGACCUGGCCAUUCAGAUCUACCAGCAGCUCAUCAAAUGCAUGGAGAACAUCCUACAGCCCAUGAUUGUCUCUGGUAUGUUGGAGCAUGAGACCAUCCAGGGUGUGUCGGGGGUUAAGCCGACCGGUCUGCGUAAACGGACAUCGAGCAUCGCUGACGAGGGAACCUACACGCUGGAAUCCAUCUUACGUCAGCUCAGCGCUUUCCACUCCACCAUGUGUCAGCACGGCACCGACCCUGAACUCAUCAAACAGGUUGUGAAGCAGCAGUUCUACAUCAUUGGAGCUGUGACUCUCAACAAUCUGCUGCUGCGUAAAGACAUGUGCUCCUGGAGCAAAGGCAUGCAGAUCAGGUAUAACGUGAGUCAGCUGGAGGAGUGGCUGCGUGACAAGUCUCUGAUGCUGUGUGGAGCCAAGGAGACUCUGGAGCCUCUGAUUCAGGCUGCUCAGCUGCUGCAAGUCAAGAAGAAGACGGACGAAGACGCCGAGGCCAUCUGCUCCAUGUGCAACAGCCUGUCCACAUCUCAGAUUGUAAAGGUGUUGAACCUGUACACUCCAGUCAACGAGUUUGAAGAGAGGGUGUCUGUUACCUUCAUACGAACCAUACAGACUCGUUUGCGGGACCGCUGUGAGACUCCUCAGCUGUUGAUGGACACUAAGAUCAUCUACCCAGUCACCUUCCCUUUCAACCCCUCCUCUCUGGCCCUGGAGACUAUCCAAAUACCAGGCUCCCUCAACCUAGCCUUCCUUACCCGCGUCUAACACAUACACGACUAAUAGAUAGGCUAUACAUAGGCAUGCAAUCACAUGCAUACACAAACCAUUCUCUUCCUAACACAUCCAAACACUUACAUACAGUACACACACACACAUACACACGCUCAGCUUCCACCCUACGGUAGUCUUUAUGUCAGUAGUUGAAAGCCCAUCCUCCUCCGCGUGUACAAAUGCUCAACUCUAAGAGAAUGCACCGCUACAGGCCACCUUUUCUCCUAUCUUACCCCCUUUUACUAAGCUACACUCCCCACCUACAACCCCAUUUAAGACCGAGUACCGUGUUCCCCCAGUCCUCUUUUCUCCUCUUUGUUCUCUUCUCAAUAGUGUAGUGUUUUCUAGCAGUCCGGUUCUCCCAUAGGAAUGUUUUACGGUACACUUAAGCUAGCUGUCCAGGGCUAGCAUCACAGCUAGCUAGCUCCUUCAGCUAAGCUCAGCUAGCAUCUGUUGUGUUAUGAUAGGAUGCUAGCGCUUCUACAGUUAUCUAGCUAGC